This is a messenger RNA of Tripterygium wilfordii, 749 nucleotides long. Its product is annotated as zinc finger protein ZAT11-like. The transcript has a single exon. Gene Ontology annotation, biological process: response to chitin. The coding region runs from base 70 to 600 and encodes 176 amino acids. The record is from RefSeq and is a predicted model, not a curated record. Lineage: Eukaryota; Viridiplantae; Streptophyta; Magnoliopsida; Celastrales; Celastraceae.
UCUCUCUCUCUUUUUCAAACAAAGACACAUCCUUUCAAACUAUUUACACAACUACCUCGAAAAAAUCAUAUGAAGAGGACCCGAGCAGAAGCACCGGAGCUUGAUGGCACAGCCAUGGCGCGUUGGUUGGUUUUGCUAUCACAAGGAAGAGGGACAGUACCAGUUCUUGAUCAUCAUGCCAUGAUGAACAGCUCCCCUGGUCGUGUCUUCAGCUGCAAGACAUGUAACAGGCAGUUCUCUUCAUUUCAAGCGCUCGGAGGCCACCGUGCGAGCCACAAGAAGCCGAGGUUGAUGGGAGGAGAUAAUUCAGACGGUCAGUCGUCGUCGCCUCCGGUGAAGCCCAAAACACACGAGUGCUCCAUAUGUGGUCUUGAGUUUGCCAUAGGACAAGCCCUAGGAGGUCACAUGAGGAGACACAAGGCAAUUUUGAAUGACAAGUAUGGUCGUCAUGGUUCGAGUUUUACGGGCGUGGAUCAGAAGGAGGUAGUAAAGAGAUCGGAGAAAGUUUUAAGGUUGGAUUUGAACUUGACUCCUUUGGAGAAUGAUUUGCUGUUGUUUAGGGUUGGCAAGGCUGCUCCCAUGGUUGAUUUUUUCUUGUAGGCUUGCACAUGUACAAUAUUUUGUUCAUAUAUUUGACUAUACCUAGGAAUUGCUUCUUAGUUCUUUCUUCAAUUUUGUUUAUUUUUUUUUGGGGGAGAUUGGUUUGUAUUUAUAUUUGUUGAUUUAUUGAUGUCAAUAACCUCGGUUAU